CUGCCCCUCCCGACUUCCUCCGCGCGGUCCCGCCCCUUACCCCGGAAGCACUCGGUGCAGGCGGAGGUUUCUGGGCUUCUUCGCUAGAUGCACUUCCUUUUUGUCCGACAUCUUAGGGAGGCGAGGUGGUAGCAGUUGCUCUCCCGGCUUCGCUAUGCCGCCCAAGGAUGACAAGAAGAAGAAAGAUGCCGGAAAGUCGGCCAAGAAAGACAAAGACCCAGUGAACAAGUCUGGGGGCAAGGCCAAAAAGAAGAAGUGGUCCAAAGGCAAAGUUCGGGACAAGCUCAAUAACCUAGUCUUGUUUGACAAAGCAACAUAUGACAAACUCUGUAAAGAAGUUCCCAACUAUAAGCUUAUAACUCCAGCUGUCGUCUCUGAGAGACUGAAGAUUCGUGGCUCCCUGGCCAGGGCAGCCUUGCAGGAGCUGCUUAGUAAAGGACUUAUUAAACUGGUUUCAAAGCACAGAGCUCAAGUAAUUUACACCAGAAAUACUAAGGGUGGAGAUGCUCCAGCUGCUGGUGAAGAUGCAUGAACAGGUCCCACCAGCUGUAUAUUUGGAAAAAUAAAACUUUAUUAAAUCAAAUAAAUGGGCGUGUCUGUUUCCUAAGAAAGGCAGUUACAAAGGAGAAUAGUAGGUAUCGGCUUGUUGAUUUGGUUUUGAGCAUUAUGGUGGUUGAAAAUGUAUUAGGAAACCAUUAACUUUUCUUUUUAUGUGACUGCUGUUUGUUUCUUGCUGCGGCUUCAGUUUUGAAUUGAUGCCUGAAAGGAAAUGAAGGGUUAGCAGGACGAAGGGUGAGAUCUCCAAGGGGGAGUGGGUUGGGGUCCGGACACUGGGCCCAUACCUGGAUUGCCAGCGGCGUCCAUUAUUCCAGACCCGGCCAAAAGAGGGCAGCCAGCCUGCACCGGUACUGGAGUUAUGAUCAAAGUUGGCCCCAACUCUGUCUGGUGGGAGUUUCUUCAAUUUCUGUUUUUCCUCUACAAUAAGCAGUUUUACGUGAGUAGGAAGACUUAAAGAACCCAUCACCAUUUCUGAAUUAGUUAACUUACUUUCUUUGAGAAACUCUUCAUAGGAGGGUCCUAUUGGUUGGUUCCCAGAGCUACAGUCCUCAUCUUGGACCAUCCAGGGAGGUGUGGCACCUGGAAAAGGAAGACCCUUUAAGCAGAAAUGAAAGCACUUAAAAAAAAGUUUUUAACCUUCAGGCUGUUGUGGAACAUAGCUAGCUGUAAGUUCCUACCUAAUUGAAAAUUAUAAAUGUUUGUAAACAAAACCCAGGAAUUCUGGACCAUGGGAAGUUGAGGGGCCUAGGCUAAUUUAAAAGGUGCUGAUACUUAAUAGCUGUAUCAAUACAGCAAUACAUGCCUGAAAAACUACAUACAUUUAAAGUGUGCAAUUUGAAAUGUCUGGGAUGAAAUCACCACCACCAUGUAUCCUUGUGCCCCUUUAAAAUAUUUUCUAGCACACUUCCCUUAUACCCCUCUUCCCAGGCAGCCACUGGUGUGCUUUCUGUUGCUAUAGGUUAGUUUGCGUUUUCCGUAAUGUUGUAUAAAUGGCAUAUAUUAUGUACCCUUGUGUACCUUUUAGCAUAGUUACUUUGAGGUUUUUGUGUUACGCGUGUUUUCAAUCAUUCCUUCGUUAUUGAGUAUUUUUUGAAGUGUUCAUUGGCUGAGGCACAUUGGGAUUUUUUUUCAACUU
This is a messenger RNA of Globicephala melas (long-finned pilot whale), 1693 nucleotides long. It is a transcript of the gene RPS25, whose product is annotated as ribosomal protein S25. The record is from RefSeq and is a predicted model, not a curated record. NCBI's taxonomy places the organism in Eukaryota, Metazoa, Chordata, Mammalia, Artiodactyla, Delphinidae. Gene Ontology annotation, cellular component: cytosolic small ribosomal subunit. Gene Ontology annotation, molecular function: structural constituent of ribosome.